CCACAAUACUACUCUAAUUCAAUUGAGGGCUGAUUCUUCUAUUUGCUCUCACUCUCGCUCUAUCUUGAUUUUAAAUCUUCAGUUAAUAACUAUAUGUGGCCUAUACUAUGGCUCUUUCAAACUUUAGGACAACCUGAAUGGAUCUCUAGGAGGUAGCUCUGUGCCUAUUCUACUCGCGUUUAACUCUUACCGCCCAUGUCGCAAGUUCCUAUAUUCAUGAUUGUCAUAGACAACUCUAGGGCGAAAGACAUCCUGUCCGCACUGCCUUGCGAAUACUUGCAAGUAUACUAGCACGAACAAACCCACUGUGGUAUUAUCCAAAAAAUGGAUCAGAGCACAAGACCACGUAGGCCAUCGCUUACUCGACAUCUGCAGCGUAUACUGCACAUUGAUGGCCAUGGAAAUAAGAAUAGCAGUAGCUCACAGAUUUCGUCAGAUGCGGGACUUACGGCUUCGCCCCAGCAACAACAGUUCACACAACAGAGGGCACAAGAACCUCAAAGUUAUCUUAAUGUGAAUGAAAAAUCAUCUCAUACUCACACCAGGAAUCCUACCUCCUAUUCUUAUAUAUCAUUGGGCUCGAGGCAUACCCCUGUGGAUGGAGAACAUCCUGAAAGAGUUUUAAAAUCGUCAGCUCAUGGGAUUUCUUUCCAAAAACAAGCAUCUUGUACGCCUGAGGAAAUGCCAACAAAAUCUGAUAUUUAUGUUUCACCCACGAGGACCAGCAAUUCCGCUCUAAGAAAUGAGAGGCGGGCUACACUGCGACUAGAGGCAGAGAGGGUAGAGCUCGAGAAAAAGCUAAUGAAGCUUGAGCAAGCGGAAUCAGCUAAUGAUUCUGGUUCAAUGAGACGGGAACCACGCCGUCUCACCAAAAAGCAACCAUUUAGCAGCUCUAGAGCCUCAAGCGUGAGUGCAGACGAACCUAGGACCUCCAGGCGAAUUUCUUCGAUUUUUUCAAGUUCGAGGCGCUCAUCAAGAUCGCGAUCAAGCUCUUUAAACGAGGAUGAUAAAGACGUCUCAAGACCUCAGUCGCUUGGACCUGGAGGAACACCAAAGUCCGAUCACAGCACUCAAUCUGCCACACGUACUCUAUCCACGACCUUGCCUGAACGCCUCAGCACAGCAAUCUCCAAGGAGCUAGCUGUCCAAAGCAACCCGCUACUUGCAAAUCAUACAUCAUCCCUACGAUCACAAAAGUUAUCUUACGCAGAAGGAACCAUGGCAGUUGGUCAAGGGACUGAGAGCAAUAAGAGUUUCGAUAAAAUUGAGGCAGAUACUUCUCAUGUGCAGGGGCUCAAAAAGCUUAGGCAUGAGCCAACUGAACAACCUGCUCCCAUAUCGAUGUCCAUAUCCCACAAACAACAAGUUUCAGAUCCUUCAGAACUAGAUCGUUCAUCAUUUGCUGCAGCAUUGAACCUCAGGAAAAGAAUCUCUGACAAAGCACAGCUACAUGGGCGUCUCUCACAGCCCACUCACUUUCAAUAUAAUACAACACAAGAAGAGAACCAGCAUGAACUGGGUGCCAAUGGUCCCUCGAGGAAAACAUCAGCAUCUGUCAUACCCUUGAAUACUAACCAUCCUGGCGUUCGAAGAUCUUUUAUUUCCUUUCAAUUAGGCUCGUCAAGGAGCGUACCAGUUAGAACACCACGAGGAAAAACUCAGGGACAUCACAAGGGUUUCACAUCGUCUCCGCUUGCAGGCUCCUCAACAACGAAGGACACCGCUUCUCAACCUCUCGGCGCCGUUCCAACUGAACGAGCAUCCCCAAGUUUUGAUGGCUUGUGCUACACGGAGCCUUCUGCAUUUUCCAAGAUGAAUUCCUCUUCCAAUACAAAUCCACCACUUCCUAUGACUUCAUUAAAAUUGUCGAAUGAAGAUGGCAGGGAAAACAGACACGUUCCAAGCAGUUCUCUUGGCUUUACGAGCAUAUCCAAGGAGAGGCCACGGACUCGUGUACCGAAUAGUUCGGGGUUAUCAGAUCAUAGCCCUAAGCCGCAUUCUAGUCCAGCAAUCCCCAAUGCUAAGCCAAAAGAGCUUUCCGCUUUUAAUCAGGGAGUGCAGCAUGCAUUUGAGCCUGUAAAAUCACAUGAUAAAGCUUCGCCAGGCAAUGCACUCGAAAAUCACUCACAGAACCGCUCAGCGAGAUCUGGGAGCCAAGAUUGGGGUAUUGCAGCACAAACGGGGCUGGAAGGGGGAAACACCUCCAUAUACCCGUGUGAUUUCGACUCUAGUGGUCGAGGGGGGCCCUCACUACCUAAGGGUGGCUCAAAAGGCGCCUUGGAUUACGGAAUAGGAGGUUCAACUGUUUCGUUGUCGGCUAGCUUGUCCCAGUAUCCAGAAUCAGAGGAGUACAACACCGCAGAUGAAGCUGCGUCGAGUUCUUCAAAGGCGCAAAGCGAGGAAUCUAUUCCGGUCAAGCAACUAGAUAUUGCUUCUGUUCCUGCCGGUCUUAGCAGCUUUGCUAAUAAUGGCUCGCCCUUCAGACUUCAUCAUGCCUCCCAAGCUGUGCACCCUAACACACCAGCCCUCCGGACAGAACAAGUUGGAGAAAAUCCAAAACAGCUUCGGCGAGGCCAAUUGGUCGCGAAGCUAUUCGUCAUUUGCUGCAAUUGCGAGUUCUGGCACGACGUGCCGUCCGAGAUAUAUGCAAAACUAGCUUUCCCUGCCAGUCCUUCUGCUCCUGCAAGCUACAGUCCUGCAUCUGUGGUAAGAAGAUCAGGCUUGGACGAUCAAACAUUAUCUAAAGCGCAAAUAGGCGCUGUGUCAGGUUCACCCAUACAAUUAUCAAAAGAAAAUUUUGCUAGUCUGAGGAACAUCUCUGCAUCAAAAACUGCAGCGCAGUUUCCUAACCCUGUCGUUCCAUGCUGCUGGUGUGAACAUCACAUGAGCAGAGUGUGUUGUCAAGGAUGGAGCACAGUUGUUGAUUUGCGCGAGAGACACCAUUAAACUAGUAAUGUCCCUCCCGCCAGAACAGUUACUCGUCUCGCAAUAAAUGUGAGGUAUACAGCUAUAUUUGUUGAAUCGUCCUUAUUGACUUGUCUAAUAAAGCUUAUUAUUUCAGUUGUUGUGCAGAAUGUUAUAAUGCUCGAGAAUUUAUAUUUUAUCUGUGGGUUGUUCAAUUCCCUUCCUCACUAAUUUCAUUUUGCUUCCUAGUUUUAUUAA
Messenger RNA from Aspergillus pseudotamarii, 3162 nucleotides. RefSeq lists its product as uncharacterized. The transcript is spliced from 2 exons. NCBI's taxonomy places the organism in Eukaryota, Fungi, Ascomycota, Eurotiomycetes, Eurotiales, Aspergillaceae. The record is from RefSeq and is a predicted model, not a curated record. Bases 325 to 2946 code for a protein of 873 amino acids.